ACACACUAUCAAUCCAAUGAAAGAAGCCAUUGUGUUGUGGUACACUACACCUCCAUUGACUGACUGUAGAUGACAAAAGUAAACCACAACCACUACUGCCAUAAUAUUAUUCUGGCAGCAGCGAGCGGAGAUCUCAAAUUCUCCGAUUUCACCAUCUCUCUUCGUAUCUAAGUCGGUGAAUGUGACUGAUUAAUCUGUCAAGUUUGUUGAAUCAUCAUGGACGGGAAUAAAGACGAGGCAAUAAAAUGCGUUCGCAUUGCGAAAGAGGCGAUCGCAUCCGGAAACAAGGAGCGUGCACUGAAGUUUAUCGGCAUUGCGCAACGGCUAAAUCAUAAUUUACGUGUAGAUGAUCUUUUAGCAGCAUGUAAAGACCUUGAUUCCGCAAAUCCCAGCCUGUUAAAUGGUAAAAAUCAUGUUUCUAAUAACCCUAUGAACGGAAAAAAGGUUGAGGGUGUGACUGGAGAGCCAGGUUACACCGAAGAACAUGUUCGGUUGGUGCGUGAAAUCAAAAGAAACACAGAUUAUUACGAGAUUUUGGGUGUCGGUAAAAGUUGUUCUGUUGAGGAGAUUAAGAAAGCGUAUCGGAAGUUAUCGUUAAAGGUUCAUCCCGACAAGAACAAAGCUCCGGGAUCCGAGGAAGCGUUUAAGAAAGUUAGCAAGGCGUUUAAGUGUUUAAGCGAUGAAGGGUCACGACAACAUUACAAUCAAACGGGUGUGUCUGAGGGGGACGAGUACACUCAGCAGUACAACGUUAGAAGACGAAGAAGGAGAACCGGACACAACAUGUUCGAAGAUGAUUUCGACGCUGAUGAGAUCUUCAGGUCGUUUUUCAGUCAAAGUGAUAUGUUUCGUACAGCUCAAAUGUACAGAACCAGAAGGGCGGCAGCUGGUGUUCAGACAAGGGAGGGUACAGGUGGUGGUGGUGGUGGGAGCGGGCCGAAUUUGAUACUGCUUCUUCAACUGUUACCGUUUUUGCUAAUCAUAUUGCUUGCUAGUUUUCCGUUCUCGGCGCCGGAAUAUUCGUUACAAAGGAACUAUACGUAUCAGUUUUCUAAGAUGACUGAAGAAUAUGGAGUGGAGUUUUAUGUGAAAUCGUCCGCUUUUGAUCAGAAGUAUCCUGUUGGGACGGCUGCUCGGGGUAAUAUUGAGAAUAGUGUUGUUAAAGAUUACAAAAAUAUGUUGUGGCGUUAUUGCCAUGUGGAAAUGCAGAGACGUACGUGGAGUAGAAACUUGCCUACUCCUCAUUGUGACAAGCUUGAAAGCUUAGGAAUAGCUUAAAGGACAUAUGUGGAUUGGAUUCGUUAUUUGCUGGUCAUGAUCGCUGAAAUUUUAAGUGGCAGGUGCACUUGUGGAAGCCGGGCUUGUUCAUUUACUUUGUAGUAGUGUUGGCUCGGCUGUGCAAGGUUUGAUGUAGCGCGGAUGUAGUAGCAUUUGUGUAAAGAUACAGUUGUUGAUGGGUUAGAUUAUGAAAACAUAUUACUGAGAAGAUAUAAUUAUACAUUAGUGUUUUGAAAAUAAGUGGCCUUCAAUUA
Messenger RNA from Helianthus annuus (common sunflower), 1532 nucleotides. RefSeq names its product chaperone protein dnaJ 49. The transcript is spliced from 3 exons. Bases 217 to 1278 code for a protein of 353 amino acids. The record is from RefSeq and is a predicted model, not a curated record. Gene Ontology annotation, cellular component: endoplasmic reticulum membrane. Lineage: Eukaryota; Viridiplantae; Streptophyta; Magnoliopsida; Asterales; Asteraceae. Gene Ontology annotation, biological process: cellular response to misfolded protein. Gene Ontology annotation, molecular function: Hsp70 protein binding.